ACAGUAUCUACACCCAGUUCGCCGGGGAUUUGCGUGGAAAGUGAAGACGCGGACCCUCAGGCCGCUGUUCCCAGCGCGCAGCCGCGGCGGCAGCCUUGCUCCCGCCCCCGCCGGGAGUCCGACGUGGAAGUUGCUGGCUGACCAGGCUUCCAAGGAAACCGCCUCGGAGCUGGAGACGGAGCUGGAGUGCAGGCCUAGGCGAGGGGCGGUGGCGCCGCCAAGGCUCGAAUAGGAGUCGUUGCCAAGGCUGGGGCCAAUCUCUAACGAUCGACGAGGGCGGAGAGGAGGUUCAUCAUGGGUGGCUUUUUCUCAAGCAUUUUCUCCAGUCUGUUUGGAACCCGGGAAAUGAGGAUUUUAAUUUUGGGAUUAGACGGAGCAGGAAAAACUACAAUUUUGUACAGAUUACAGGUUGGAGAAGUCGUAACCACUAUUCCUACCAUUGGAUUUAAUGUUGAGACGGUAACAUACAAGAACCUUAAAUUCCAAGUCUGGGAUUUAGGAGGACAGACAAGUAUCAGGCCAUACUGGAGAUGUUAUUAUUCAAACACAGAUGCAGUCAUUUAUGUAGUAGACAGUUGUGACCGAGACCGAAUUGGCAUUUCCAAGUCAGAGUUAGUUGCCAUGUUGGAGGAAGAAGAGCUUAGAAAAGCCAUUUUAGUGGUGUUUGCAAAUAAGCAGGACAUGGAACAGGCCAUGACUCCAUCAGAGAUGGCAAAUUCGCUUGGGUUACCUGCCUUGAAGGACCGAAAAUGGCAAAUAUUCAAAACUUCAGCAACCAAAGGCACUGGCCUUGAUGAGGCAAUGGAGUGGUUAGUUGAAACAUUAAAGAGCAGACAAUAAUUCAGUCACUUCUGUUCCUCUGAAAUGAAGACCACAUCACGUAUCCCUUUGGAAACAGCUAAGUGUGCUUCACACUACAAAAUGUUAAAACUGUAUGAUCGCUGGCAUAUACCGAACUGACUGCAACAUUUGUAAUAAAUAUAACAAAUAAGUGUCUGGUUGGAAGGGUAACUCAUAGUGAUUGAACCCACUGAAAGUCUGUUCUGUAUAAUGUAAAAUACUCCUUCCUUGCUUUCUAGUGUUAAGGUAUAUAGUUUAUUUGUAUGGAAUUCUUAUUUAGAUACAGUUCCAUUAAAGAAUGUACUUAUUAAGGAAAAAAACCUUCCAGUUUUUAAAUUAGUGGUUGCAGCUUGUUUGUAUUAACACUAAUAAAUAUCUUAACUCAGAUGUUCCCCCCUAAAAUGAAUUUAAAAGGUUUUCCAAAGAUUAGGAGCCAUAGAGUAGGCUAGGAACCUAGUGUGGGUAAUUUUAGUCCUUAUUUGCUUAAUGACCACUUUAUUUAAGCUGCUUUAUUUAAAAGCUUUCGGUUAUAGGCAUGAGUUGAAGUGAUUAUUCUGGUGGUUAACCUCACUGACUUGUCUGUAGUUAUCAUUUUUUAGUAUCUAUAGUUAUUGGGACAGUUUUACAGAUAAUGGAUCUACGAAGCUAGGACAGGAUGUAAUGUCUUCAUCUUUAUAGAUGUGGACCCAGGGUUCUAAUAGGCUUGUCCAAGGUUACCUGCUAGUGAGGUGAGUCUCAGAUGAGACUUCAGGGUCAGAAGCUUGUCCCAUAAACUAUAUCAUGAAUUCCUAAAAAAUGCCAACAUUAUCAACAGAGCUCCUUAUAUUAAAAUUUAUGCUAAUUGAAGUAGACACGGCACAUUCAAAAUAAAGUCUAGUGGAGGUAGUAAAAACAGCCCUGAAUGGUUGUAUUUGAUGGAAUUCACAACAUACUAAAGAAAAUUUCACAUUAAAGGAUUUUUUUUUUAAAGAGCUAUUUUAAGAAGCAUUGUAAAGUAUGUCUUUUUGAUUUCUUUUAUCUACCUGUAAUUGGACCUUUAAGUUUGAUUGGUGAAAAGUCAAACUCUUUUUGGUUCUAUAAGGAGAAAUUAAGUACUCCUGAAGUUUAAAUUUAUGCUUACUGCUGCUAGGUAUCAAAAACAAUUGAACAAAAGUUUUAAGGGAACUUUUCAAACUACCCAGUCUGCUGCAGGAUUGGCUACAACAUGGCAGGUAAAUAGAGUCCUUAGUAAUUACUAAAAUUAGGGGGAACCUUUUUCAUUUUUCAAUUUGGACAAGCAGUAUUUAAAAAAUUAGUUGCCAGUAAAGAGAACUUAAUACCAUUGUGCCCCUCAGGUCUCAGGAAAACUAGUGGUUCAUUUCCUGUCCCUGCCAUUGUCCUUCCAGAUGUUGGCCUCUGGCCGCUUUCCUUCACUUUUGGUCAUUCAGCUCUUCACCCGUGGGACUUAUACUCUUAUCCCCCAGGACCCUAUCCUAAUAUUAUGUUUUCUUGGAAAUAUUUUUUGGAGACCUUUCUCUAGGGACAAGUGUUCCCAGUGCACCUAAUAUUACUCACUGAGCAUACAACUAAACAUUGGUUCAUAGUUUCCAAGGCACUCCUGAGGGACAGACUUAUUCAUAUUUAUAUAUUUAGAAACAAGUAUGGUGCAUGGCGCAUUUCGGCACCUCAGAAUAUGUUCAUGGUUGGGUUGGGUGUGUAUCUGUUAGCUAGGAAAAGAGUACAUCUGUAAUUUAUACUUGGGUCCCUUUCCGGCCAGUGGCCCACAUAUCUAGUGCUGGGCUUGUACUCCAAUGGCUAAGUACUCCCAAGUAGUUGAGGAGCACUGUGAAAGUGGAGGAUGGGGAGGUGCAGCCCUGGCACCAAAGGCGAGCAGUUGGAUGAUUCUGAUCCCUCUGGUUUGUUACAGUGAACAGGCUGGGGUAAAUACAUAAGGUGUACACUUAUUUUAAUAUGCUAUGAAUUAUAAAGUAUUUGUCUAGCAGGAAACAGUUGUACAGGUACGUCACAGGAGUUUGAAGUUCUUAUUUAUAAAAAUCUACGAGUAUUGUUUUGUGGGAAGCCUGAAAACAGGAAAAGCACCAAACCAGAAAUCAGAACACAUGAGUUCUAGGCACAAAGGGCCAUUCCAUCAGUUUUUUUUUUUUUUGUUUUGGACAAAUGAUAUCAGAGGUUUCUUUUAGCUCUAACAUUCUAUUUUAUAACUCUGGUUGGUAGUUGUGCAGUGUCAUGUGAUCUAUAGAAAAAAAUGAGAAAUUGAGACUGGUGGAAUUCUGUAUCAGGAUACCUGAGAUGCACUUUAAAUUGUGGAAAUGUAAGCUCCUUGAGGGCAGGGACCACACCUUAUUUACUGUUAGAGUCCCUUGCAUCUAGUGUGGUGCACCGGGCACAUACUAGGCACUCAAUAAAUAUUUACCGAUGAAAACAAA
Messenger RNA from Phacochoerus africanus (Common warthog), 3266 nucleotides. RefSeq names its product ADP ribosylation factor like GTPase 1 (gene ARL1). Gene Ontology annotation, cellular component: cytoplasm; Golgi apparatus. Bases 295 to 840 code for a protein of 181 amino acids. Gene Ontology annotation, biological process: intracellular protein transport; vesicle-mediated transport. Lineage: Eukaryota; Metazoa; Chordata; Mammalia; Artiodactyla; Suidae. The transcript is spliced from 6 exons. The record is from RefSeq and is a predicted model, not a curated record. Gene Ontology annotation, molecular function: GTP binding; GTPase activity.